This is a messenger RNA of Planococcus citri (citrus mealybug), 3830 nucleotides long. It is a transcript of the gene TAF1B, whose product is annotated as TATA box-binding protein-associated factor RNA polymerase I subunit B. Bases 1441 to 3765 code for a protein of 774 amino acids. Lineage: Eukaryota; Metazoa; Arthropoda; Insecta; Hemiptera; Pseudococcidae. Gene Ontology annotation, molecular function: RNA polymerase I core promoter sequence-specific DNA binding. Gene Ontology annotation, cellular component: RNA polymerase transcription factor SL1 complex; RNA polymerase I core factor complex. Gene Ontology annotation, biological process: RNA polymerase I preinitiation complex assembly; nucleolar large rRNA transcription by RNA polymerase I. The transcript is spliced from 13 exons. The record is from RefSeq and is a predicted model, not a curated record.
UUCCAAAUUUAUUCGGUUAUAAUCUUUAAAUUUUCGUGUAGUCAGCAAUUCUUCGGUAAAAUUGUAAUUUCUGCUUGUUGAAAAUCCGAAUUUUUUAAACCGGAUUUUCUUUGCAUUUGAAUUAAAUACUUUUUCAUCUGUUUGAAUUGCUGACUGUACAAUAAACAGCUGUUUGAAAAUUCAGUCAAUUUCUCCAGUUCGUGGUUUUACCUUCCUGGUGAAAUAUGAAAUUUAAUAAUGGAUGUGGGAAGGAUCGUCAAGUUCAGGUAAUUGGGUAAAAUGGGAUGAGAUGCGUGGAUCAUUGUUCAGGUAUUAUUGUAGGUAUUUUAUGUAUUUGCGUAAUUCGUUGUCGUAACACUACGACUGAUCAGGUUGAAAGUCGAAGACUUCGUUUUGUUUUAUAGAUGAUUGAAUUUCAAAUGUGUUUACUUUAUCGAUUUGGUAAGUUCCAAGAUCAGGCGCAUAGCCAAACCGAUCGUACUGUAUGUACCUGCGCCGCCAAUUUAUUGAAUUAUUCGAUAAUGUUUUUGCAUUUUCCCCCAAUUUACUUGCAUUUUCUUUGCAAGGUACCCGAUUGUUGGUUCGAAAGUUUCGUGGAUACGUUGAUAAAUGAAAUGACGAGUGACUAGCGAGUCAUUGGCAGAUAUGUUCAUCAUUUUAUCUAUUUAUUCCGUUGCGAAUUCGCCAUGAAUUUCAAAAUCAGAGUAAUCCAUCCAUUUAAUUGGACAUUAUUUUUUUCUUCAGGGAAGACUUCAGAAUCCUCGAAAAAACAAGUACCUCCUUACCUCCACUUGUACAUAGAAUGUAGAUAAUGAGAGAUGGUAUAGUAGGCAAUCGUGCAAACUGCAAAAUGCAAAAAUUGCGAAAACAAGAAAAAAAUUGACGAAAAUGGAUGAUUUUUGUUAAUUUUUUAUUGUUAAUUUGUCAAAGCUGAAGUCGACCAGUAUGAUCAAUUGAUCAAUCAAUCGAGUCACGAGUGGUAGUUUUUUGGUUUCUUGUUUUGUUGUUUCAGUUACGGUUUGGUAGGUCAUUGCAGGUCGAGUAGGUUUUUUGUCAUUGUAAGGAUGGAAAUACUCGUUCUUUUUGUUAUUGACUCUUUCGAGUUUCGAGAGUCUUCUGCGCACGCCGUAUGCCGUAUCUACUAUGCGCUGCACAUGGUGCUGGAGGACAUGUGAGCUUUUUUUCUUAUCAUCAUAGUGAAUACGAAAGUUCGAAGUUGGAGUUUUGAUUGAGUCUGUAAUUGAGUCUCAGAAAAGUUACCCAAUUUGUGGUUGGUUUAUGAGAAGGAAACCCAGACCAGAAGAAACAAGUGAUCAAAACUUGAAACUGCUUGAUACCAAUUGGUAGUUUGAUUUUUUUCGAGUAUGAGCUAUCGUAAACUACUCCUACUCCUACCUUCCUGAUUUGUGGCGAUAUCAUCCGAGACAAGUGGUUUUCAUCAUGUCUCAAUUACCGGCUUGCCAAGUCUGUGGCUGUUUAUCCUAUAAUAAAGUUUCUGGUUUUUACGUUUGCGCAAAUUGUGACACUCAAUCGCAAGAAAUACAAGUGCAGUUAUUCGAUUUUAAUAUUAAUCAAAGGCAAGAAGAAGCUGAAGAACGUGAGGAAGUUGCUUCUCAAGUAACGCAGAAAGAAAGACCGUUAACUUCAUGGGAAAUUUAUAAUAUUACUCUGAAACAAAUCAUCGAAGAACUGAUCAGUUUGGGAGCUUCGUCCCAACUAAAAGUAGUUGCGUUUCAGAUAUGGGCCACGUAUUUGCAAAAGGCUAACGUUGCUUUUUUUUCAAAGCAAAUUGAUAAAUUACCCCCUUUACCGUUGGGGUUUAAAUCUAGUGAUGCUAAAAUUUUAUAUGGGAUAUCAAAUUUGAGAAAAUUGCUUUACAAAGAUGUAAAGUACAAGAAAAAGAAGAAGGAUGACGAUUCGGAAGUCGAUGUUAAUGUGGAUUCAUCUUCUACGUCUUCCAACGCCGAAUCGGUGGUAACGUUGAGAAGUUUACGUAGAAAGCAACGUAAACUUGCACAAUCAGAAUUGAGUGAAUCUUCUGUCAAUGAAGAGUCGAUGAUUUCUCAUAACGAAUCUUUGCAAACUUUAGGCUCAGAUAGAAAUAAAAGAAAAAAAAUAAAACAUAAGACAGUUUCGUUCAAAUCUACUACUCGAAGAAUUUUAAAAGACAUGAUAACUGCUGUUAAAAAAACAAAAGAUUUAAAGAAAAACGAUAUGCUAUUGCGAAAAGUAAAACAUGCGGUUGAGAAGCGAAUCAACGAUCCUAAACGUAAUCCUGGUGCUGGUAGUGAUAUGGUAAUAACGUUUUCUACCGUUAUCUCUGUUAUACGUAUAGCACUAUCGCUCCUCGGUGAUGAUAUUCAAUUAGGCGAUAUAAUGAGGUGGAUCGGUGAGGGCCAUGUUUCGUAUUCUUUGAAGAAUAAUCCUAUCUCUUCUUCGGAAAAUUCUGAUGGAUGUGAAUUAGACUUGAAAAUUUGUAAUAGAAAUGGAUUUCAAACUGAUAUUGAAAAUGUCACCAAAAGUCUCGGUUUUAAGGAUAUACCCACUCCUAAUUUAUACAAUUUGGCGGACAGAUAUUGUCAAGAGCUGUGUUUACCAGACGAGUUCGUGAAUUACGUUCACGGAAUAAUGAAUGUUUUUGAACCAAAAAUGAAUUAUUCGGAGUAUGACUAUAGGAUAUUUCCGAAUUAUGAAUGCCGUGUCUUAGCCUAUAUUCUGUUCGCCUUCAAACUUCUAUUUUCUUUGGAUGGUAUCACUGAAAGAAAACAGUCAGAAUUUGCUGAUCGUGUCAACGAAUUACAUUCCACAAAGACUGAACUUCCGUCGCUAUUUAGCUGGAAUGCCUGGGUGCGAUAUAUCGAGUGUCGUAAGGCAAUUCUAUCAAAAUAUGAUCCUAUCGUUAAUAAUCAUGCUUAUCAAGGACGAAUCGACAAUAAAUAUACAUUCUUGAAGCAAUGGAACAAAUUGAAACGACAAACUCCUCUACAAUCUUUACCUAUCAACGAAGUUUUAAUUACUUCGGUUACCGACACCUUGAAAAAAAUCACUUGCGAUGAAGAACGUACGCUGAAUAUAGUGUUUCCUGCGUCGCUUACUCCUCAAACAGCGUGUAUAACUCAUUUACAAAAUAAUUAUCCGCAAUUAAUCGAACCUGAUGCGAGAACAAUAUUGGAAAAUAAGUUCACCAAUUGUUCCAUACUUCAUUUGUUAGAUCAUCAGUGGUGUCAGGAUAUUGCUGCAGCGUGUGACACAGUCGUCAAAUUCGUUGACGGUAUCGCUGAAGUAGAUACAAAGUCGUAUAAGGAUGAGGAAUCCGAUAUACCCAUCUUGUCUAAAUCUACCACUGUCCCGGCCUAUGCACCGACAAAAGUUCGAGUCAUAGACGACGAAUCCGCUGGAAGAAAUCGAUCGGUUCAUCGCCCUCAAAAAUGUAAAAAUUUCAAGUAUACUUUUGAAUCAUUCGAAGAUCUCGAGCCACAGUCCAACUCGGCCGAUUCGUUUAAAAUUUACAACCCGGCAGCGCAAUAUUGGUUUUUUCACGAAUACUCUCGAAGCACGUCUAAUGAACAGUUCAAAGAACUAUCCGAAAAUAAUUUAUCCGAAUCUUUCAAUUGGUUGUUAAAAGAGUUGGCUAAUAUGGUGAUUAGCGACGUUAAAGAUUUAUACGAGGAAUUGGCCACUAUAGAAGCAGUUAUGUAUUCGAUGUUCGUAGAAGGAGAUUAUUCCUACCAGUGCCCUUUUACUGUGUAUCCAUUGGAAUGGUGAUUUGUCGUUUUGUAUAGAUUUUUUCAAAUGCCUAAUAAAUUGUAUCUCGUUGUUUUCGUUUCAUA